AGGCGUGCGUACAACGAACGCGACUCUGGAAAGUGGAGAAAACGACUGCGAAAGAGCUCUGGAAAAAUCCGGUGUUAUAUAAAUCUCCGGAUUUCACUGCUCAAAGAUUGUUUUGAGUUUUCCAAUUGAAUUUGAUUUUCGGUGCAAAUGUCAGUGACGCUUCACACAAACUUGGGUGACAUCAAGUGCGAAAUAUUUUGUGACGAGGUUCCCAAAACGGCCGAGAAUUUUUUGGCAUUAUGUGCCAGUGGCUAUUAUGACGGAACCAUAUUCCACAGAAAUAUAAAGGGUUUUAUGAUUCAAGGUGGUGAUCCCACUGGAACAGGCAAAGGUGGGACAAGUAUAUGGGGAAAAAAGUACAAUGAUGAGAUACGAGAAUCUCUUAAGCACAAUGCCCGAGACAUAUUAUCGAUGGCUAAUAGCGGGCCCAAUACCAAUGGAAGCCAAUUUUUCAUAUCAUAUGGGAAGCAGCCUCAUCUCAAUGGAUUGUACACCAUCUUCGGCAAAGUGAUUCAUGGGUUUGAAGUACUCGACAUUAUGGAAAAGACUCAAACGGGACCGGGAGAUCGGCCUCUUGCGGAGAUCAGGAUCAAUCGUGUGACGCUACACGCUAAUCCAUUGGCUGGUUAAGCGUAACUUAUAUAUCAUUAUGAAAUUGUUCCCCCAGUUUUGUGGAUUGCAAGGAAUUGGGCUAACCUUCAUUCACAAUAUACAUUCUGUUGAGUAAUCCCAAUACCCUUUACCUGAUUGGCUGAUUGGUUUGUUUGAUAGGAGCACUAGACAAUAUUAAUUUUGUGUGUUGGAUUGUCUAAUCCUGGCUGUUAUCACUUAUCAAACUUUAGAUAGGUUUUAACAAUUGAUAUGGCUCUCUUGUGCCCAGAGUUGUAACUAUGGCGAUUUUGCAUGUCAUUAAUUGAAUCACGAGACUGGUCUGGCUGUCUUAGAUAAGGUGAUUGGGAAUGUUGUGUAUUGUAUCGUUUUGUGCUUCGAACUCGAGGUUUACGAACUAAGUGAAUUUCUAGAAUCUAUAGUUUGCGAUGCUUGGCUUGA
Messenger RNA from Olea europaea var. sylvestris, 1050 nucleotides. RefSeq names its product peptidyl-prolyl cis-trans isomerase CYP18-1. The coding region runs from base 148 to 630 and encodes 160 amino acids. The record is from RefSeq and is a predicted model, not a curated record. The transcript is spliced from 5 exons. NCBI's taxonomy places the organism in Eukaryota, Viridiplantae, Streptophyta, Magnoliopsida, Lamiales, Oleaceae. Gene Ontology annotation, molecular function: peptidyl-prolyl cis-trans isomerase activity. Gene Ontology annotation, cellular component: catalytic step 2 spliceosome. Gene Ontology annotation, biological process: protein peptidyl-prolyl isomerization; protein folding.